Sceloporus undulatus (fence lizard) is the source of this 1359-nucleotide messenger RNA. It is a transcript of the gene TAX1BP3, whose product is annotated as Tax1 binding protein 3. The coding region runs from base 103 to 489 and encodes 128 amino acids. NCBI's taxonomy places the organism in Eukaryota, Metazoa, Chordata, Lepidosauria, Squamata, Phrynosomatidae. Gene Ontology annotation, biological process: neurotransmitter receptor transport, endosome to postsynaptic membrane; neurotransmitter receptor transport postsynaptic membrane to endosome. Gene Ontology annotation, molecular function: protein binding. The transcript has 4 exons. The record is from RefSeq and is a predicted model, not a curated record. Gene Ontology annotation, cellular component: postsynaptic membrane; postsynaptic density; adherens junction.
UUUUAAAAGCUGCCCCCCUGGCGCUCGGCUUUUGUUCGCUCUGAGGCAGAGGAAGGAGGCGGAUCGGAGGAAGGGAGGAAGCUGGGGGUCCCUGCUGGGGCGAUGUCGCAUAUCCCAGGCCAGCCAGUCACGGCCGUCGUGCAAAGAGUUGAAAUCCACAAACUCCGCCAAGGAGAGAACCUGAUCCUGGGCUUCAGCAUCGGAGGCGGCAUUGACCAAGACCCGGCUCAGAACCCCUUCUCCGAAGACAAGACCGACAAGGGCAUUUAUGUCACCCGAGUGACCGAAGGCGGCCCAGCGGAAGUGGCAGGGCUUCAGGUUGGAGACAAGAUCAUGCAGGUGAAUGGGUGGGACAUGACCAUGGUGACGCACGACCAAGCGCGCAAGAGGCUGACCAAGCGGAACGAGGAGGUGGUCCGGCUCCUGGUGACGAGGCACUCCCUCCAGAAGGCGGUGCAGCAGUCAAUGAUGUCCCCGCCGUGCCAUUGAGGACGGCUUAGGAACGGGUGGGCGAGAUAUGGACGGCGCACGGCGGACCGGUCACCCGGGGCGAGACCAGGGCUCCCCCACUGCAGACCAAAACCUUUCAGCCAGAGCGGUGCUUGUGCUUGUGAGGCGGCACCAUCUUUGUAGAAGCAUCUGCCCUGUUGCCUCCACAAAGAUGGCGCUGGUUGCGGUGGGCCCCUGUACUAACUAGCCGCACCAGGCAACUUGCGCAGAAGAACUCUCCCUAUUCUCUUGUACAAGACAUGGCUCAGAUGGGUCGGAUCCAGCUUUGCCGCUGGAGAUGUUCCCGGUGGCUUGGUCCCAAAACCUUCCGCGAACGGAGAACUGUCGGCAGCAGGUAAACCUGCGGCAUCGGCCUUUAAAGUACAAAGGAAACUUUCUGUGGCUAAAGCACCCAGAGCUCUUACAACCUGUUCUUUUUAAAACAGAAGACCUUAUUUUCAAUAGCCGUAAAUAACUACUUCCCCCCCCCCCCUUGGUAAAAAUUGCCCUGUCUGUCUCAUUUCAGUAUAUUCCUGCUAUUCCACUUGACUUCGGUGGCAUUAAUCCUCUGCCCGACAGGACGAAAACGAAGUUGCCAGUCUGCCAAUACCACUAGAUGCCUCUCUUAUCACUGUGUGUUUUUUGUACUUCUGAUUCCAAGAUAGCUUUGGGACUGUCUCUUUUGAUGAAAUGUAGGAUUUCUUGGUGUGUGUGUGUGUGUGUGGGUUUUUUAUCUUUUACAAAGCCUUGUGGGUGUGCACAGAAUGGUUGCCAAUUCACCACACCAGCCUUGAUUUUUGAGGGACGGGGGGAGUUGUCGACACAUUUGCCACAUGUUGUUUGACACACAAUAAACUAAGCAGGACUUUC